Molecule: messenger RNA, 1887 nt
Organism: Talaromyces rugulosus
Lineage: Eukaryota; Fungi; Ascomycota; Eurotiomycetes; Eurotiales; Trichocomaceae
Exons: 2
Coding region: 1-1887 (628 amino acids)
Source: RefSeq, a predicted model, not a curated record
AUGUUGAAGGAACUUAAAAUCUUGACGCCAAUUGGCAUGCUGGGCUAUUCAUACAAUAAAGAAACUUUCUGGAAGUCCAUUGAAGGGGGAGUUGAUGCAAUUAUUCUUGACAGUGGCUCAACUGACAGCGGUCCAUCUAAGCUUGCAUUGCGGAAAAGCAUUCAGACAAAUGAGGCAUAUGAGAAAGACCUGGAAGAAAUUGUUGCGGCAUGUCACCAUUAUAGGAUUCCAGUCAUGAUUGGAUCCGCUGGUGGUGAUGGGAGUACUCGAGGGGUAAAUCAAAUAGCAGACAUAGUUUUGUCCAUCAUUGAAGGCCGCGGUUACAGGCCCAUGAAAGUCAUCAAGAUCCUAGCGGAGAUUGAGAAAGACAUCGUACGAGACAAACACCGACAUGGACUGGUUCAUCCAUGUGGCAUUGCGGUUCCUGAUCUUGUCGAGGAAGAUAUUGAUCAAGCCCAGACGAUUGUUGCUCAGAUGGGCAUUGAGCCUUGGAUAAAGGCUAUGAAUGAAUAUCCAGAUUUUGACAUUAUCAUCGGGGGAAGAUCAUAUGAUCCAUCUCCAUACGCCGCCUUUUGUACAUGGAAAGGAUUCGUUGAUCUUGGAUUAAGUUAUCACAUGGGCAAGAUCAUGGAGUGUGGCGGUAUUUGCACAACACCAAAAUCUCGUGAAGCUCUUGCGACCAUACGACAUGAUUCUUUUGAUAUAACGCCAUUAGAUCCAAAAUCCACAUGCACAAGUGUUUCGGUUGCUGCGCAUACGCUCUACGAGAAGACCCGGCCAGAUAUUCUUGUAGGGCCUGGAGGUACUCUCGACCUUCAUUUAACGACAUACGAAGAGAUGGAUGACGGAAGAAGUGUUCGAGUUAGAGGUGCAAAAUUUAUCCCUGUCAAAGAGAAUGAAUACACCAUUAAGCUAGAAGCUGGCAAACUGAACGGCUUCUUCAGUGUUUUCAUGGGAGGUUUCCGGGAUACGGUGCUCAUAUCCCAAAUAGACACAUUUUUGGAAGGGAUGAAAACAUACGUCAAAGAUAAAAUCAAUUUCCCCUUUGAUAUCAACGUUCAACUAUUUGGCCGGGACGCGGUAAUGGGAGUCUUGGAGCCGGACUCGGGUCGGACGAACCAUGAACUUGGAAUCCUUCUCCGAGCACGUGCAGAAACUCAAGAGCAAGCGACACACGUAUCCCAAUCUGCUCGGGUAUACUGUAUGCAUGCCCCAUACCCAGGCCAGAGGGCAACUGCUGGAAACUUCGCCAUGCCGUGUGCGCCUCUUGAUAUUCCAAUGGGUCCUGUCUCGGAGUUUUGCAUGUACCAUCUCAUGAUGAUAUCCGACCCAUGCGAAUUUUUCCCUAUUAUUGCAACUAUUCUGGACGGCCCCAAUACAACACCCCAACGUGACUCUAUUGAGAGUGGAUUUCAGACCACUACAAAUAGUCAUAAACAAGCACACGUCAAACCGGACAUUGCGAACACGGCGAGUGCAAGUUCCCAACCGACCAAGACUACUGACACUAAAUCUAAUAGCAACAUGAGUGUCCUCAAAGAAGUCCCACCGGCAGGGUAUAGCUUCCUCGCGGACUUAGCUAGUGUUAUACGUAGCAAAAAUGCGGGCCCCUACGAAAUCACGUUUGAUGUGAUGUUCUCGACCGCGAAGGCUCGUGAUAUUGUCAAACGUGCGAACAUUUUGACCGUCGAAACAAUUUCUAGGCUAUACAAUGUUCCUGUGACUGAUGUUAUAACGUGUUUAUGGUGGGAUUCUGCCAUUGCUUUCAAAGCCACGAUCAAAAGGCCUAUCGUAAGCGGUUCAUUCCAUGAUGGCGAUUCUCAUGGAAGUGCUCAGCAUAUGCCACUAAUGUCAUUGCCAAUACCAGUUGAAAAACUGGAUAUUUGA